Molecule: messenger RNA, 1059 nt
Organism: Durusdinium trenchii
Lineage: Eukaryota; Dinophyceae; Suessiales; Symbiodiniaceae
Source: the annotation of a GenBank genome assembly
AUGGUGGAAGUCGUACAGGAUUUGUUGGACUAUGUCACCUAUGCCGGUGGUGUGGGAAGACGAAGGGCUGAUGCCGUCAUUGGUCUUGGCUCUGGGACUGUAAAACCUGGUGCCCAUGACUGUGCGCUAGUGGCCAAGGAUCGAACUGAUCAUGCACCUCAAAUGGUACCUUUGAGGGACCUAGUCUUCGACGAGGUGCUUGACAAGCAGUUCGAUGAUAAGGUUUACGGUCUUCAAAUGCUAGAGCUUUCAUACCGCGGAGAGCGCCUGAUGAAUGAAUUGGCUCAGAAGUUCCACCAGGUCAACCGCUUGGUGGAACACGACCCUUUGUGGAGGAGCAAGCACUUGCCAAGCCUUUUGCAGAAAAUGUGCGAAGGUCUUAGACACGUGCAACUUUUGAUCUCCAAAGAACUGCAGGAGGUUUGGAAAAUUGCGUUUCCCCCGAUCUUCUACCCGUCAGAUACCGACAUUUUACCAGACGCGUUGCCUGGUGGCUGGUUGGAUUUGGAGGACCUCUUCUUGACAGUGCAUCUCUUGUUGAGGUACCUCUCCGAGAUGAUGAACCUCGCAGGCGAUUUGGUCAGGGAAGUGCCAGGAGCACGCACCAUGUCGAGACGGCAAAUUAGGGAUGCGCCCGUUGCUCCUGAAGUCUUCCUGGUGGUUCAAGGCACUGCAGACAAAGCGCCAUGGCUAGGCAUUUCUGUGGUCGAGAAAGAGCCAGGCAGCGAUGGCACAUCUGAAGGAGAGUCGCCAUUGAGAAAGGCUUUGGCAAUCCUGAACGAAGUCUUGAUGGACCAGGUGCAGGACUUGCUGUCAGAUCUACAUCGCGCGACCUAUCGGGCCUUCAUCCGUGUGGUGGCUGCGUAUGGGCGGUGGAAGAAGACUUGCAAAAGUGCCAGGGAGAAGCGACAGGCUGAGGAGCAUGCAAAGAAGCUGGCGGAGAGAAAGAUGCGGUCUUCGCGCAACAGUGUCAUGGGUGAGGAAGUCGGCCAAAGUGCUGCUUCAACCCAAGGGCACUGCCGUCAGUACUCGCUGAUGUUCUCAUGGGAAUUGACAUGA